GGGAAAGGGCGUGCAUGAGACAAGUGAAGUUGAUGCAGCUCGGGAAGUUCGUCGGGAAGAGUGUGGCGCAAACUGUGGCGGACUGCUUCACACCACCUGCAAGUCCACAUGCAUCUUUCUCCAUCUACAUCACCCUAGACCGAAACGAUAUACGCAAUACGCACUUGCAUGAUGGCUCAUGAAGGCCGCACUCUUCGAGAGAUCUACGAUGAAGCCGGGGCGAAGAGGGAUCUGGUGAAUCACUCGUUCGACAGCAAUUCGCCUGCCUUCCAGCAGAACGUCCUCUCCGCCGUGGAACUCUACGAACGAUGCCUCGACCUGGCGAAUCGGCUGUCCCUAUUCAGUCCGAACGAGUCUCUGGACGACAUCAGCUCUGCGGACUUGCAGUAUCUCUUAUUGGACUAUUGGCUGGCGGAAGUGGUGUUACGCAUCAAUGAUCGCAAUCGGCGUGUGAAUCUCCUGCGCGCCCAGAGCAGUCAUGAAAGCUACCUCAAGCAGCUGGACAACUACGACAUGCUUUCGAAAGGCGAUGCAUCGCUUCUCCAACAGUACUAUGACGCGCCAACCACAUUCUCCACUGCGUCCACCGCCGAUGCUGCAGCCCGCAGAGAUACCAAGAUCAGACGUUUCAAGGAAGAAAAGGCCUUGAAACAAAGAUUGGACUAUCUAGAGAGCAACAAAAGGACCCUCUCCACGGAUGACGGCGCAUAUCGAGAGCUGCAGCUUGCGAACAUUGCCUACUGCACGCAUCAAGCCUUCCAAUCCUUGGAAUCCAUUGCCCAAGAGCUGCAGAUUCUCGCCCUGGCCCCCUCUUCGCCUCCGGCGCCGCCAUCGAGCGAAGACGCACGGGAGCGGAAUGGUAGAGGUGCCGACGGAUAUAGUGAGCGACUGGACUCGAGCAUCCCUCAGCUGUCAGCAGGUCUGCGGGGCCCACUUCUAGACAACAAAGGUAAACCGCUUCGUCCGUUCACAUUGACCUCGAAGCGUCAAGAAUUUCGGAACGGCGUGUUCAGACCUGAUCACAGUCUGCCGACAAUGAGCAUCGAUGAGUAUUUGGAGGAGGAGAGGAGACGUGGUGGGAUGAUCGAUGGGGGCGGCCCGCAAAGCCAGGUGCGGCCACAGGUCGAUGAGGAUGAUGUGGAUGCUGCGGAUCGAGAAACGAUGAAAGCGAGAGAGUGGGAUGAGUUUGUUGAGGCCAAUCCUCGCGGCAGCGGCAACACAAUCAACCGCGGAUGACGACUUCGUGAAGGAUACUCAGGCCGUAGAACAAGGCCAGCUCAUGACCCGCGUGCAGUAGCAUUGCUCCAAUUCAUGCUGAUGACAUGUACGCUACCAUGGGCCAAGUUGAGCACACGACUUGCAAGUCCAGUGUGUAACGUGGUAGCCAAAAUAACAGCGGGCGUAUAGGCACACUUGACACUCAGAAACUGGUAUCUAUGCAUUCCACGUUGCACACCGCUGAUGCCCGGCAAC
Molecule: messenger RNA, 1473 nt
Organism: Neohortaea acidophila
Lineage: Eukaryota; Fungi; Ascomycota; Dothideomycetes; Mycosphaerellales; Teratosphaeriaceae
Product: phosphatase 2A-associated protein
Exons: 1
Coding region: 169-1236 (355 amino acids)
Biological process (GO): regulation of dephosphorylation; regulation of signal transduction
Cellular component (GO): cytosol
Molecular function (GO): protein phosphatase 2A binding
Source: RefSeq, a predicted model, not a curated record